AUGUUUCCUUCGGUCAAACAACAUCUGACAUUUCAUGACCUCCAGGUUUUUGGCACCCGACUUCGACCUCUCACACUCACUCUCCCCAAACCAUUGGUGGAAUUUUGCAAUAAGCCCAUGAUAUUACACCAAAUAGAGGGUCUCGUUAAGGCUGGUGUAACAGAUAUCGUGUUGGCCGUAAAUUACCGUCCCGAAAUAAUGGUGGAACUUCUUAAAAACUACGAAGAAAGGUUCAAGAUUAAGAUUACGUUUAGCGUGGAAACCGAACCUUUGGGCACUGCUGGUCCCCUUGCAUUGGCCAGAGAAAUCCUUGCCAAGGACAAAUCCCCAUUCUUUGUGCUAAACAGUGACAUCAUUUGCGAAUUCCCGUUCGAACAAUUGAGGGAUUUUCACGUGGCUCACGGAAACGAGGGUACUAUUGUUGUUACCAAGGUCGAGGAGCCCUCGAAGUACGGUGUGAUUGUUAAUCAUACGGAUUCGUCCUUAAUUGAACGCUUUGUAGAAAAGCCUGUGGAAUUUGUCAGUAAUAAGAUAAAUGCCGGGAUCUACAUUUUUAAUCCUGAUAUACUGGAUCGAAUUGAGCUCAAACCAACCUCUAUAGAAAAAGAAGUCUUCCCACAUAUGGCUUCCGAAUCUCAGUUACAUUCGUUCGAUCUGGAAGGUUUCUGGAUGGAUGUUGGUCAACCCAAGGAUUUCCUAACUGGCACCGUCCUGUACCUCUCAAAUGUAGCUAAGAAGCAACCUCAACUUCUAUCCAAUUCUUCUGUCCAUCCCUAUGUCUUGGGUAACGUUCUUGUCGAUCCCACUGCAAAGAUCGGCAAGGAUUGUAGGAUCGGUCCUAAUGUCACAAUCGGACCAAAUGUUGUCAUUGGUGACGGUGUCAGGUUACAAAGGUGCGUCAUAAUGGAAGGCGCUAGAAUCAAAGACUUUGCCUGGGUCAAGAACAGUAUUAUUGGAUGGCAUUCCACUCUCGGCCGAUGGACUCGUCUCGAAGGUGUCUCUGUGCUGGGCGACGAUGUUGCUAUCAAUGAUGAAAUUUAUGUAAAUGGGGGUAGCAUCUUACCUCACAAAUGCAUUUCCAACAACAUCACUGAACCUAGAAUUAUAAU
Molecule: messenger RNA, 1109 nt
Organism: Acaulospora morrowiae
Lineage: Eukaryota; Fungi; Glomeromycota; Glomeromycetes; Diversisporales; Acaulosporaceae
Source: the annotation of a GenBank genome assembly